Molecule: messenger RNA, 183 nt
Organism: Plasmopara halstedii
Lineage: Eukaryota; Oomycota; Peronosporomycetes; Peronosporales; Peronosporaceae
Exons: 2
Coding region: 1-183 (60 amino acids)
Source: RefSeq, a predicted model, not a curated record
AUGUGCUCGCGUGUGACAUCUGUCUAUAGUAUCAAUGUUUGCCGCACGCUAUGGCACGUUAUGCCAUCCAUUUUAUUUGCUUUAACCAAAGGCAACCCCGUUUAUACCGAUGAGAAUUUUUCAUUCCGCUUGAGAAAAAUACCUGACCUCGCUGCUCGAAACGUUUUGGCUAAAGAUGCAUAA